Diprion similis is the source of this 3427-nucleotide messenger RNA. It is a transcript of the gene RSG7, whose product is annotated as regulator of G-protein signaling 7. The transcript is spliced from 12 exons. The coding region runs from base 573 to 2135 and encodes 520 amino acids. NCBI's taxonomy places the organism in Eukaryota, Metazoa, Arthropoda, Insecta, Hymenoptera, Diprionidae. Gene Ontology annotation, biological process: G protein-coupled receptor signaling pathway; intracellular signal transduction; regulation of G protein-coupled receptor signaling pathway. The record is from RefSeq and is a predicted model, not a curated record.
GACGCAUCGUCAGCCCCUCGCGGCUCCGAUAUCGUGGGACUCGCAUCGCGCGUGCAGUUUGUGUUUAUUUACCUAUACUCAGGCACUGGUGCAACGGAUAUCGUCGUCGUCGUCGUCGUUGUUGUCGUGUCCUCGACGGCGGUGGAUUUCCGUUCUGUUCGAGCCCUGCGAGCUUCGAAAAAGCGGAGGGCGGAGAAUCGACGGGGAACGGUUCACGGUUCAAUUGACCCUGACAAAGAGAGUGCGCGAAAUUCUCGAGAGGUUGAGGUUGAGGAGGUCCGGGCCUCGAGGAGUCGGCAGGGGUCGCGAACUGGGGGAAAGGAGGAAGAUUCUUAUCGCUCGGGAGCAUGUAGCUCCCUUGGGAAACCCCCGACUAUCCCACCUGGUAAUACGAGAGCACGUACUCUAAGGAAUGUUUGCUGUGACAACAUGAGAUCGCUCUGGAUCGCUCGCCAGUUUCGCUACGGUUCUCGGCUCCUUGACCAUCGUUUUUAACUUGCUUGUUUAUCAGGGACGACGUGUCUUCAUCACAUUGAUUAGGAGGGCGAUGGUGCUCCUCCCUUAGCGUGGAUAUGGUAACGAUGAGCUCCGACAAGCUGGCGUGCCGGCGAAAGCUGGCGGAGAACAACACCGCGAAGGGAGGCACCGAGCAACCAGGUGGCCGAGGACGCAGCGACGUCUCUCACAGGAGGCAACACUCCUCCGAUCAGUCUGCCAACGCCUCCGGAGAAACGGCUCCAGCCACCGGAGGGGUUCAAAAAUCCACGACCCCAUCCUGGCCCGUUGACACGCCCAACUACCUCGUCUAUCAAAAAAUGGAGUCAAUUGUUGAGAAGAUGCUGGAUGAAGUGACGGGAGUGCCUGUAAAAACUGUCAAAACUUUCAUGACGAAAAUUCCAUCUGUUUUUACUGGAAGUGACCUCAUUGCUUGGAUGAUGAAGAAUAUGGAGAUCGAGGAUCAAGAAGCACUUCACGUCGCACACCUGAUGGCAGCGCAUGGCUAUUUCUUUCCAAUCGACGACCACUGCCUUACCGUAAAGAAUGACAACACCUUCUAUAGGUUUCAAACCCCCUACUUUUGGCCAUCAAAUUGUUGGGAACCGGAGAACACUGAUUACGCCGUUUAUCUGUGUAAACGAACAAUGCAGAACAAAACAAGAUUAGAAUUGGCUGAUUACGAAGCGGAGAAUUUGGCCAGGUUGCAAAAAAUAUUUUCCAGGAAGUGGGAAUUCAUAUUCAUGCAAGCAGAAGCCCAGAGUAAGGUUGACAAGAAACGAGACAAACUUGAACGCAAGGUUUUGGACAGUCAAGAGCGAGCGUUUUGGGAUGUUCACAGGCCUAUGCCUGGAUGUGUAAAUACCACAGAAUCUGAUAUUAAAAAGGCAUGCCGCAGUAAUAAACCCGCAGCAAAACCCAGCAAGCAUCUGCAGCUAGGUGUUGGCGGAGGAAGAAUAUCGCCAAGUCACACAGACUCUGAUGUCAGCUCUCCAACGGAUACGUUGCAGAAUGAGAUCACGAUGUUGAAGCAGAGAUUAGAUCGUCGAAAUAUUAAAGUCUCAAAAGUCGCCGAAGCAUUGAUCAAUUAUUUUGAGCAAUAUGUGGAGUAUGAUCCAUUCUUCACCCAACCAGAGUUCACCAAUCCAUGGGUUUCGGAUAAUCCAGAAAUGUGGGAACAGGAAAAAAUAGCAAAAGAAAUAUCUGCUAGGCGGGUAAAACGAUGGGCUUUUAGUCUACAAGAAUUACUUCAAGAUCCAAUUGGCAGAGAACAGUUCGUGCGUUUUUUGGAUAAGGAAUUUAGUGGAGAAAAUUUGAAAUUUUGGGAAGCUGCACAGGAAUUGAAAACCUUACCUCAGCGUGACGUUCAAGCUAGAGUUCAAGAAAUAUGGGAUGAAUAUUUAGGUAUUGAUGCCAGCUGUCCGAUUAACGUUGAUUCAAGAUCGUACGAGUCUACUAAGAAGAACUUGGAACAGUCGGACAGAUGGAGUUUCGACAUCGCUGCUGCUCACGUAUAUCACUUGAUGAAAAGCGAUAGUUAUUCGAGAUAUCUACGCUCAGAAAUGUACAAAGAUUUUCUCAACGGUUCCAAGAAAAAAUUCAUUAGUGUUACUUUCACCUUCUGUUUCAGACAUCAGUAAAAGGUAUCCGUUCCAUUGUGUCGUUCACCGCUCGCAAGGAUGCUACAGGAUCUUAACUGAAACAUGUAAUAAUUUUGUGGCUAGUGCGAUGUUUCAAUUUUUAGUCUCCAUUGACAUUCGAGCUUAUAGACUGAAGAACGCGACGAUGCACAGUAAUUUUUUUCGUUCUGCAUUACAGACAUGCUUUGAAUUUGUUAUACCGCACCUGCCGAGUUGAAAAGUUUUCAGGAGAGUGCUGCUGCACUGGAAUUUCAAUGAGAUUCUCGAUAAUGCAGUUCUGAUAUUUUCCUUAUAGGGUGCGCGGAAAGGGAGGGUGGGGGGGGGGCGGGGAUCAUUGUUUCCAAAUGAUGUGAUAUAAUUAUAAAACGGUGUUAUUAUUAUAUGAAUAAACGAAGUAGAUGCGAAGAAAAUUGAAAGGGUAAGGAAUAAGAAAAUUGCCAACCUGACAGAAUAUUCACUGAUAUAGUAAUCUCGCAAAUAUGUACACUCAUUCAUGUAUCCAGUAUACACAUAGAUUUGUAUACACAUCGGAAGUCUACACAACAUUGAUAAAACCUAGCCCACUGCCGACAAUUGCAAAUAUAUAUUUUUUGAGGUGUAUGAAUUCUAUGUAAAAAUAAUUCAUUGUGAGUUCAGAAACUGUAUUUCAAUUAAUUAUUCAUUACCGUGAAGAAGAGCUAGAAACUCGACCAGAACAUUUGAUAGACCGAUUGCUGUUUUUACUGUUCAGAGAGGAGCACAGAUAAGUGCGUGUCGAAUUGUAAAAGUCAACUUGUAUAAAUAAAUACAAUUGUACAACCCAUGAGAUAAUCAAAUCAUGCUCACUAGAGAGAGAAUCGCUGUUCUUCAAACUUAGAGUGCAAACAUUGAGAAACAAUCUCUUUCUAACUCUUAAGUAUUUUAUAAAUAAAUGUGAAUGUAUAUAAUUUGACGUACAAGAUAAAAGAAGUUUCGAUGACUCAACUUAAAUACUGCAGCAAAACAAGAAAGACUUUAAGAUGCAUAUAAUAUUAGACAAUGAACUACAAAUUUUUUUGAGAUAUUAUUUAAAAAUAAGUCACAAACCUCUACACUGGAGAGUGGCUGCAAACAGUCGACUGGAAAAAAUAUACUGAUCACUUUUAAUCCUCGGUGAUAUAGCCGAGUACUUAAAGUUGUUGUGAUUAUAGAUGCUGACUAGACAAAUUGAAUGUAUGUGUGAUAGGCUGUAGGGUGUAUAAACAUUUACGUGUACAAUUAAGGAAUGCUCAUGUGGCCGAUACACAUUAGAACAUUUGUUAUAUUAAAUAUAA